GAGAAGAAAUGGAGCGCCGAUGGUUCUGGAAACUAAACCUCUCAUCCCUAGGGUUCAUGCUCUUGCUUAUUCUGAUGAUCAACGGCUGUAAUGCCUCAAUCCACGAGUACAGAAACGAAGCUUUCAAACCUCAGUCAAACGCCUUCUUCUUCCACGGCGGCAGCGAAGGUCUCUACGCCUCUAAGGUCGUCGAUUCCUCUAACGAUAGCCACGUCAAGGGCAAGUCCUUCAUCAGGUUUGAGAGUGUUACUUUUGUGAGGACAAAGGAGUCGGCCAGUAAGCAGAAUGAAAUGCAGCAGAGUACUGGGAUGGUGGAAGCUAUCAUUCUGGAGGUGAAGGACAGGACGAGGGUCGGGGCUUUGUUUUUGAAGUUGGAUGUGAUAUGCUGCACCAGGAAUCUUUCGAAGGAUGGACAAUGCACGGCUGGGGAGGUUGUUAUACAGAAGAAUCCGGACAAUCCUGACUGGCCCAGGCGCAUCAAGACCUCGUUUAAUGGGAAGGACGAGGAGGCUAAGAUGGAGUCUGAGACGGUUGAGAUCAAGAGUUCGGGGAUGUAUUACCUGUACUUUAUGUUCUGUAAUCCGGAACUGAAAGGAACGCUGAUUAAAGGGAGGACGGAUUGGAGAAAUCCAGAUGGUUAUUUGCCGGGGAAGAUGGCUCCUUUGAUGACAUUCUAUGGCUUAAUGUCUUUGGCUUACCUUGUGCUUGGCCUUGCCUGGUUUCUGAGGUUUGUUCAGUAUUGGAAGGAUAUUAUACAAUUGCACUACCAUAUCACAGCGGUGAUUGCUCUUGGAAUGUGUGAAAUGGCUGUUUGGUACUUUGAGUAUGUCAAUUUCAAUUUGACUGGAACAAGACCCAUGGGAAUUACACUGUGGGCAGUAACCUUUAGCUCUGUCAAGAAGACGCUCUCUCGUCUUCUUCUGUUAGUUGUUUCAAUGGGCUUUGGUGUGGUGAAACCUACACUUGGUGGUAUAACCCCAAAAGUGUUUCUGCUUGGCGGGGUCUAUUUUAUGGCAUCAGAAGCGCUUGAGCUUGUUGAAAAUCUGGGGAAUAUCAAUGAUUUUUCUGGAAAGGCAAAGUUAUUUUUAGUCUUACCAGUUGCCUUCUUGGAUUCAUGCUUUAUUCUGUGGAUUUUCUCUUCGUUAUCAAAAACUUUGGAGAAACUUCAGAUGAGGAGAAACAUGGCGAAGUUGGAGCUAUAUCGAAAAUUUACCAACUCUCUUGCAGUGUCUGUGCUUCUGUCAGUUGCUUGGAUUGGCUUUGAGCUAUAUUUCAAUGCAACCGAUCCAUUGAGUGAGCUUUGGCAAAUCGCCUGGGUUAUUCCUGCAUUUUGGACACUGCUUGCCUAUGCUCUCUUGGCAGUGAUAUGUGUUCUCUGGGCUCCAUCAAGUAACCCAACUAGAUAUGCAUACUCAGAGGAGACGGGAGACGACUUUGAUGAAGAGGGCGUCUCGUUAACAAGUGGUACUCUGAAGGUGAGCGGAGAUACAGCAGCUAUGAGAGAAUUUAACAAUGGGCUUGCAGAAGAUCUGGAGGAGGAUAAGCGAGAAUAGAGAUGUAAUCUUGUCCCGUAGAAAAGAGAAUACCACAAUGAAGCUUUUAUGUCAUAUCCCGGGGGUGCUGUAAAUCUUGAUACACAAUCCCUGUUGUAUUAAUGUAUUAUGUAGAGAGAGAAUAGGGGAAUAGUUAUGGUACAAACUAUGUGUGAAGAAAGGAACUUGCUAGUAAUAUUACAGCUGUGCACCGUUAGUUGUCUGAUCACCUUCAGUUCAGGCCACGGAACGCAGAUAUUCUAGUUCAUGAUUAUCCACUUGCAUUUU
Molecule: messenger RNA, 1820 nt
Organism: Fragaria vesca subsp. vesca
Lineage: Eukaryota; Viridiplantae; Streptophyta; Magnoliopsida; Rosales; Rosaceae
Product: transmembrane protein 87B-like
Exons: 5
Coding region: 9-1553 (514 amino acids)
Biological process (GO): transport
Cellular component (GO): membrane; Golgi apparatus
Source: RefSeq, a predicted model, not a curated record